AUGAUGCAGCAGCUGCAGCCGACGCGGAUGCACUGGGCGAGGGCCGUCCCCUCCGACUUCGGCGGCCAAGCCCCCGCCCCUCGCAGCGGGCACACGGCGGUCGCCAUCGGCGGGUCCAAGGUCGUCGUCUUCGGCGGGUUCGCCGACAAGCGCUUCCUCGCCGACAUCGCCGUCUACGACGUCGAGAACAGGCUAUGGUACACGCCGGAGUGCAGCGGCAGCGGCCCGGACGGGCAGCCAGGCCCCAGCCCGAGGGCCUUCCACGUCGCCGUGGUCAUCGACUGCAACAUGUUUAUCUUCGGCGGCCGCUCCGGGGGCAAGAGGUUAGGUGACUUCUGGAUGCUCGACACUGACAUUUGGCAGUGGUCGGAGAUGACCGGCUUUGGCGAUUUGCCGUCUCCCCGCGAGUUUGCUGCCGCAUCAGCCAUAGGAAACAGAAAAAUUGUCAUGUACGGUGGUUGGGAUGGCAAAAAGUGGCUGUCUGAUGUAUAUGUCAUGGACACAAUGAUUGAGAAGAGGCUGCUUAUAUUUGGAGGCAGAGGUGGAACUGGGCCGAUAAUGGGUGAUCUCUGGGCUUUAAAGGGUAUUACUGAAGAAGAUAAUGAGACACCAGGAUGGACGCAAUUAAAGCUGCCAGGACAAUCUCCCUCUGCACGAUGUGGUCAUUCAGUGACUUCUGGUGGACCUUAUCUCUUGCUAUUUGGUGGACAUGGAACUGGUGGUUGGCUAAGUAGAUAUGAUGUGUACUACAACGAAUGUGUUAUUUUAGACAGGGUCUCUGUUCAAUGGAAGCGCUUACCAACAAGUAAUGAGCCACCCCCUCCUCGGGCAUAUCAUUCUAUGACUUGCAUAGGGCCUCGGUUUCUUUUAUUUGGCGGCUUUGAUGGAAAGAAUACAUUUGGCGAUUUGUGGUGGCUUGUUCCUGAAGAUGAUCCUAUUUCCAAGCGGGACUUGGUUCCUGAUGUUGGUUCAGACAGCAACCAUAGCACUGUGACUGGUGAUGCCCAACAGUCUGCAUUGAAGGAAUCAGAAUCACAAUCUGGGGAAUCUCCGAUGUUGGAGUUGGCCAAACGAUUGGGGAUUCCACUUUCUGUAGAACCUUCAGCAAGUUUUGUUGACGAAAUCAACGAUAAAGAACUAGUGGAAUUAUCAUCCAGGCUCAUUGGUGAAUCACUUCCUACCACCGACCAGCUUGCAUGUAUUCAGGCACUUCGUGAUCAUUGGAGAAGUUCUCCAUCCAGCUCAAUACAGCUCCAGGAGCUAGGCCCUCUGCUGAGGGACUAUCAACGUCUCAUUAUCCGCCGCUUUGUGGAAAACCCAUCCCCGACAUUCCUUGAAAGGGAAGAUCGCCGCCUCUUCCAUUUGAAAAAUGCCUCGCAGUUGCGCAUGGAUGACAUCCCCAUCUUGCUCGGCGAGUAUAGAACUAUGCUUUCCACCGGCGAGAAGGACGACGGCCCAGCCGCCUAG
Molecule: messenger RNA, 1467 nt
Organism: Triticum turgidum subsp. durum (durum wheat)
Lineage: Eukaryota; Viridiplantae; Streptophyta; Magnoliopsida; Poales; Poaceae
Source: the annotation of a GenBank genome assembly